AUGGGGGUGGCUAGAGCCCCACUGUGGGCGAUCUGUUUGUUGCGUGUGGUGCUGGCCACGGUCUACUUCCAGGAGGAGUUUUUAGACGGAGAGCGAUGGAGGAACCGAUGGGUGCAGUCCACCAAUGACUCUAAAUUCGGGCAUUUUAGACUCUCAUCGGGGAGUUUUUAUGGUCAUAAGGAGAAAGACAAAGGUCUGCAAACCACCCAAAACAGCCGGUUCUAUGCCAUCUCUGCACGAUUCAAGCCAUUUAGCAAUAAAGGGAAGACCCUAGUCAUUCAGUACACGGUAAAACACGGGCAGAAGAUAGACUGUGGAGGAGGCUACGUUAAAGUCUUUCCCUCAGAUGUGGACCAGAAGAACCUGAGCGGGAAAUCCCAGUAUUACAUCAUGUUUGGGCCUGAUAUUUGUGGAUUUGACAUCAAGAAAAUUCACGUUAUUUUACAUUUCAAGAACCAGUAUCAUUCAAACAAGAAAUUCAUCAGGUGCAAGAUUGAUGCCUUUACACACCUCUACACUCUAGUUUUAAGACCAGAUCUGACUUACGAAGUGAAAAUCGAUGGUCAGUCAAUCGAGUCAGGAAACAUCGAGUACGACUGGAAUCUAACAUCCCUGAAGAAAACGGAAAAGUCUUCAGCAGAAUCUAAGGGCUGGGAUCAAACUACAGAUGACAAAACGCAGGACUGGGAGAAACAUUUUCUGGACGCAGGUGCCAGCAAGCCGAGUGACUGGAACAGUGAGCUGGAUGGGGACUGGUCGGGGCCGAUGCUUCAGAAACCUCCAUACCAGGACAGCUUGAAACCAGACGGGAUUGAUAAAGAUGUGUGGCUCCAUCAGAAGAUGAAAAGCACCAACUACCUGUCAGAAUAUGACCUCUCAGAAUUUGAGAAUAUCGGCGCUAUCGGGCUGGAGCUGUGGCAGGUGCGAUCCGGAACCAUCUUUGACAACUUCCUAAUCACAGACGACGAAGAGUACGCUGAGAAUUUUGGGAAGGCCACCUGGGGCGAAACCAAGGGUCCAGAGCGGGAGAUGGACUCCAUCCAGGCCAAGGAGGAGAUCAGAAAGGCUGAGGAGGAGGAAGAGCAGGAAAUGCUAGAUGGAAAGUCUAAAGGGCAGCAAAAUUUCUUCAGUCGAUUCCACAAGCAAGAUGAAUUAUAA
Molecule: messenger RNA, 1158 nt
Organism: Chrysochloris asiatica (Cape golden mole)
Lineage: Eukaryota; Metazoa; Chordata; Mammalia; Afrosoricida; Chrysochloridae
Gene: CALR3
Product: calreticulin 3
Exons: 9
Coding region: 1-1158 (385 amino acids)
Biological process (GO): protein folding
Cellular component (GO): endoplasmic reticulum; endoplasmic reticulum membrane
Molecular function (GO): calcium ion binding
Source: RefSeq, a predicted model, not a curated record